Molecule: messenger RNA, 1200 nt
Organism: Salmo salar (Atlantic salmon)
Lineage: Eukaryota; Metazoa; Chordata; Actinopteri; Salmoniformes; Salmonidae
Source: RefSeq, a predicted model, not a curated record
CCUGGCCUGAUGACCUGUGUGUACUGGGAGGACAGAGGAAUGGAAUCUGAGAAUGGAACUGGGGGGAAGGGGAGGCAUUGGUCAGUGAACGGCUGUUGGGUUGUGUUCUCUGAUGAGAACUACACAGUGUGCAGCUGCUCUCACCUCUCCACCUUUGCCCUCAUCAUGCAGACUGGGGAGACUGUGUCGGAGGACAAUCCCUUCCUAGAGUGGGUGAACAGAGUGUGUGUGAUCGUGGGCCUGGUCUUCUUUGCUCUGGCCAUCCUCACCUUCCUGCUGUGUAGCUGGAACCCUAAGAUCAACAACACAGCCCGCCUCCACCUCUGCCUCUGCCUCUUCCUGUCCCAUCUGCUGCUCCUAUUGGAUUACACCUACCUCACUCACAAGCUGGUGUGCUCCAUCAUGGCAGGUCUCCUCCACUUCCUGGUAGUGGCCAGUUUCCUGUGGAUGCUGCUGGAGGCGCUCCAGCUCUACCUGCUGGUCCAGAGACUCUCUAGGAUCCAGAUCAUCCAGAGGGAAGGCCUCCAGAAGAAAUACCUCUUCCUGAUUGGCUAUGGCAUCCCCCUGGUGAUCGUGGGUGUGUCUGCAGCUGUGAAACGUGAUGGCUAUGGGGGAUCUAAAGUAUGCUGGCUGAAGCCAGAACAAUACUUUACCUGGGCUGUGUUAGGGCCAGUGUGUACUGUCCUAGCACUGAACUGGAUAUUGUUCUGCGUUACUAUCUGGAGUUUGAGACCUACCUUGGCUAACAUGAAGAGUGAUGUCUCACAGUCCAAAGACACCAGACUGAUCAUCUUUAAGAUCCUGGCACAGUUUGUGAUCCUGGGUUGUACCUGGGUGCUGGGCUUGUUCCAGUCCACCAUGGUCUUCAAGUACCUCUUCAUCGUGCUCAACUCCCAGCAGGGCACCUUCCUCUACAUCGUUCACUGUCUCUUCAACAAGGAGGUACGUGAUGAGUACAGGAAGUGGCUAGGCUGUUCUUCCAGCUCCUCUACUCCAGACUCUAUGAAAGAAGCACCUUCCGUCUCUGAAGACCUGGACAAGGCUGGUGAAGAGAGACAAAACAAAGGAUCACGGCCAGGAUGAGAGCAACAUGAUACGAUACCAUCAGACCUCCAAAGCAUUUCAGCACAGUGGGCCGCCACGGUAUAUCUUUCAAUGCACACUGUACACACUAAGUAUGAGAGAGAGAGAGAGAGAGAG